Manihot esculenta (cassava) is the source of this 2328-nucleotide messenger RNA. Its product is annotated as protein SHI RELATED SEQUENCE 1. Gene Ontology annotation, molecular function: DNA binding; DNA-binding transcription factor activity. The coding region runs from base 862 to 1860 and encodes 332 amino acids. The transcript is spliced from 2 exons. NCBI's taxonomy places the organism in Eukaryota, Viridiplantae, Streptophyta, Magnoliopsida, Malpighiales, Euphorbiaceae. The record is from RefSeq and is a predicted model, not a curated record. Gene Ontology annotation, biological process: positive regulation of DNA-templated transcription. Gene Ontology annotation, cellular component: nucleus.
AAAAAGAAGAGCAAAAGCUGGUGUGGCGCCACGUGUAAGCAUAAUCAACCGUUGGAUUAGCACGAGAUAGAUCGUUCUCAUUGAGAGAGAGAUGAGAUCAUGACGUCCAUGGCCAAUGAGGAGAGAGGGACACAGUUUAGAGAAGAAGAAGAAGAGAGAGAGAGUAGUUUUGUUAUAGAGACACGAGGCAUUGCUCAGAGAAGUUAAAAGGCUCAGCACUGCAAGAAUCAGAGAGAGAGAGAGAGAGAGAGAGAGGGAGAUGGUGUGAGAGAAUUAAAUUGGAGUAGCAGAGGAGAGAGAAUGGCUAUGGCGGCGUUGCAGAGAGAGAAGAGCAGCAGAAGCAGCAGCGGCAGCUGUAAUUCUGUGUCUUGGAAUUAAAUGAGUCUUCUCAAUUCCAACACUGUCAACUAAAAGUAAAAGGAAACCAAACCGAAGGAAACAAAGGAGGAAUUGAAGGCGCGAUUAACACUGCUCCUCUCCUCAGCUCUCCAUCCUCCAAAAGUUGCCGAAUUACUAUUCGUAGGCUGUCGAAAUUACCAUCCAAACCACCACUCCACCGCCACCAACAACAACUACUCAACAACAAGAACAAGAACAAAACUAAUCACCAGCUACGCGGCUGUUUACAGACCAGAUAAAGUGAGGAGAGAGAGACAAUCACGGAGGCAAUACACGUAUACGACGCAAAAUACGAAGCACAAACAAAUUGUAAGAAAAAUUCUCUCCCACUCAAGACCCAAAAUUCAAGAGACUAACCAUUUCAUAUCUGGGCUCUUUUCACAAGCCAAAAACCAGAGAGGUAGCUUCUGAUAUGGAUUUUCUCUCAAAAUUGGGGUUUGGGUCAGGCUUAGAGGAGGAACAAUGGCUGGGCUGUUCUCAUUAGGUGGUGGUAGUGGUGGUGGAGGAGGAGGAGGUAGAGGAAGUAACCAAGACGACCAACAUGACCACCCACCAACUGAAAUCCCACAAGAAAGCUGGUACUGGUACAAAAAUGAAGAUAUUCCUUACAAGGGUUUUGAGCUAUGGCAACAACAGGAAUUUCUCUAUCAACGCCAUCAAAAUCCACAGCAACAUCUUUACUCUUCGGCUGCUGGGUUAGGGGUAGGCCCAAGCAGGAGCUCAAUCAACGUCUCUGAUGAGUCUUCGUCGAGAUCAGCCUUCAUGAUGAUGAGGUCCAGCAGUGGAGUAGGCGUGAGCUGCCAAGAUUGUGGCAACCAAGCCAAGAAAGAUUGUAUACACAUGCGGUGUAGGACUUGUUGCAGGAGCCGAGGAUUAGACUGCCCAACCCAUGUCAAAAGCACAUGGGUUCCUGCUUCCAAACGCCGAGAAAGGCAGCAGCAACUCAAUGCUUUGCAGCAACAGCAACUUCGCGGAGAGAAUCCCAAAAGACUAAGUGAGAAUCCAUGUUCUUCCUCACUUGCCUGCAUUCGCUUACCCAACAGCGCCUCAGAUGCAGGGUUAGAACUUGGAAAUUUCCCUGCAGAAGUUAGCUCUCCUGCUGUAUUUCGCUGCGUAAGAGUGAGUGGCAUGGAGAAAGAUGAUGAUCAAUACGCCUAUCAAACGGCUGUCAACAUUGGAGGCCAUUUGUUCAAGGGUAUUCUUUAUGAUCAUGGUCCUGAAAGCACCUAUAUGCCUGCUACUGAAACCUCCUCCGCUGAUGCUAGUGGUGGAGUUCAACAGCUCAACUUAAUCACAGCUGCCACUGCCUCCGCUGUAAUCUCUCCCACCGGUGGUGGUGGAGGCAUAACGUCUGCCUCAUCAAGUGCAGCAGCAGCAUUUAUUGAUCCUUCCUCUCUAUACCCAACUCCACUGAACACUUACAUUGCUGGUACGCCAUUCUUCCCAAACCCAAGAUCAUGAAAUGGAAACUACCCCAUUUCAUUGUCUUUCUGUCUCUUCCAUAUUUCCACCUUUUUUCACUGUCUAUUGGCAAGUAGUUUACAUUGAUGAUGAUAAAUGCUGUAGAAGAGAAGUUCAUUUGACAAGUUCAUUGAAGUAUAACUACCUAAACUGAAGAAAAUAAUGAAAAGAAAGCAAAUGAGUAAAGAAAAGAAAAAAAAAAGGAAAAAAAGAAAGAGAGAUCGACCUAAAAGCAAAUUAUCAGGAACAUCUUGUCCUUAUUGCAAAUUUGAAAUGCCUAAGUAAUUCUUUUCUCUCUUUUUUCUCUUUAUUUUUAUUGAUCUCUAGAUUUUCCUUUCUUAGAUCUCUCAGUGAAAUCUAAAGUUGUGUCAGUACAAGAUGCUCAGCAUCAGCAAGUAGCAUAUAGUGCAGUAUGUGGCUGUUUCUUGUUAUUAUUUAUUAUAUUAUUUUCAUCUUGGGGGGAUUGAA